Molecule: messenger RNA, 2186 nt
Organism: Daphnia pulex (common water flea)
Lineage: Eukaryota; Metazoa; Arthropoda; Branchiopoda; Diplostraca; Daphniidae
Product: fibroblast growth factor receptor-like 1
Exons: 7
Coding region: 1164-2141 (325 amino acids)
Biological process (GO): synapse organization
Cellular component (GO): neuron projection membrane
Source: RefSeq, a predicted model, not a curated record
GAGAUAUAUAUUGGAGGGGGUGGAAUCAGCUCCACAUGUCGUCUCGGUGCGCGGUCCGCUCUCGAACGAAGCCAAGAGGAACAACUCGACACGCCAGCCCAGUCACAGUCAUAUCAGUACAGCUCUCGAUCAGGACGGCCACAGCACAGCAGAGCAGCUCUCUAUAUGCUCCUGUUGUAAUAGAGGCUAUCUAGCUAGCGACGUUUCUCCUAUUUGAUUGGUUGUCUACCUAUACACCACAGCAGUCCAUCGCUCGUCGAUAUACUAGCCACGUACAGCCGGACACCCACGCACGACAGUUUCGCCCAUUUUUCUUCUGCUCGAAUCCUGCCGUCAUCAAUCAUUUAUUUUUCUUCAUUGACUCGUUUUGAUCCUCGUUGAUGGUCUUUUGUAUCUUUUUGAUUGUCCGUCUAUAAGAUAUCUCGUCGUCGUCGUCGUCGUUUUCAUCACUCUACUCUGUUUAGGUUAUCUGUAUAGAGUCUAGACGUGUCUGUCUAUUUAUCUUUCAUCGUUUCUCACACGCCUUGUAGAGAUAUUGGCGCGCUUGAUUCUCUUUGAUCAUCGCUGAGUGAUGUACACAACUUGUGCAGUUGAUAAAUUCCCGUCUUGUUAGUGCCGCUCGCUCGCGUCAGAUGAUUGCCUACAGUAACCGCGUCGCACCAGCAGCAGCACAUCCCCCAAGGAUGAAUUGAUUUGCUUUGCCGUUUUCCCACUUUGCCCGUUUUCACUCUCUACGUUUUGACAUUGGUGCUGCUGCUACAUCUCUCCUCUAUCUACAUAGCUGCCGCUGCUGCUGCUGCUGGAAAUCCUCCUUGAUUUUGGACGACCAAAAGGAUCGUCGUCGUCGUCGCAGUUCCGCUUUGUCACACGCACAGAUUCUCACACGUGUGCCCCGGAUGAAGACUGGGCGACAGACAUCACCCCACUCAUUUCGGGGGACAUGAACUCUCGAGACAAGUGUGAAGUGAGAAUUAUGUUGCCAACUGUUGUAUAGACAUUGCCGUCGUCGGGGCAUCUACCACCACCGAAGGCAACCAGCAGUGACCAUUUGAUUUCACAAGUUUAUUGGACGCUUUUCUCUUAUACAAAAGACAAAUCGGGGAAAUAUAUUAGGACGCAUAGUUGUUGGAUCUCAUCGGCGCAAAUCACAAAUUGUUGAAGAGAUGGUGAUGAUUCGGGGGAUCGUAACCAUUAUUUGGUGGUUAUGCUGGGCAAGUUUGGAAACUUCAACUUCGUGGAAAUCUUUCGGAAGCAUCCUAGUAAGUAGUGAUAACAACACUGACAGCAAAAGCAGUAUACAGCCCUACGGAUUAGUCAACAAAUCACACGUCGUCACUUCCGGGCGAAGAUGGGAUUUAAAUGAAACGGAAACAUCAUUGCCGCCAAAGAUAAACACAGUCAUCACCGCGCAGUCAGGAGACACAGCAUUUCUUCCUUGCCACGUAUCACUGAGGGAAGACCACGGCGUGUCUUGGGUGCGUCGUCGAGAUUGGCAUAUUUUAACGGCAGAUUCAAAAGUAUACUCAAGGGACGAAAGAAUUCGCGUUACUUCUGUUGAUAACACUGAAAAUACUUGGACGUUACUAAUAAAAUACAUCCAGAAAGAAGACGAAGGCAUCUACGAUUGUCAGAUAACAACCAGGAGAUCAGCAUGGGCACAGUCCAUUGAAUUACGAAUUGUUGAACCACAAGCCGUACUGGUUGGCACAGAAGAUAUAUAUGUUGGCGUCGGAAGUCCUUUCACUAUUACUUGCGUCAUCACAAACACCCUGAAACCACCGGAAUACGUGUCUUGGAACGUUGACUCGAAAUCUUUAAAUUUUGGGAGUCAAGAUCAACACCACCAACCCUCAGCCUUUAAAAAAAGGUGGAAUGGAGCAGGUUAUUCUGUGACAUUUGAUCCCGGUCCACCUUCGGUUAGCCGUCUAAUGGUUAACAGUGCAACUCCAUCUGAUUCCGGGCGUUACACUUGUCAGCCAUCCAGUGGACUUUCAGCUUCCACUCAUGUUCAUGUGGCACUUGGUAAUGAGAUGGCUGCUAUACAGGCUGCCGACACAGCAGGCAGAGGUGGAUGUUUGCGGUGGUUUUUAUUAACAGUUGCCAUUGUUUUACCAUUACUCAACCUCAAUUGGUACGAUUAAUAUUGAGUCAUGUUUCUGGAAAGAUUCCACAAAACUAAUUCUGUU